Dendrobium catenatum is the source of this 2653-nucleotide messenger RNA. RefSeq names its product putative ribonuclease H protein At1g65750. The record is from RefSeq and is a predicted model, not a curated record. Lineage: Eukaryota; Viridiplantae; Streptophyta; Magnoliopsida; Asparagales; Orchidaceae. Bases 918 to 1856 code for a protein of 312 amino acids. Gene Ontology annotation, molecular function: nucleic acid binding; RNA-DNA hybrid ribonuclease activity. The transcript is spliced from 4 exons.
AUUAGUAGAAACUCGUUACCGAUCGAGACUGCUCGGCUUCAAUUGAUCGAACUCAUAACCUCUCGCUGUUACCUAGCCGGAGGAGAAAAAACUGAGUUUAUCUAUUUGCUCCAUUUGUUUUCCACUCCAAUUAUUUCUAGUGGAACCAUCUCCAAAGCCAGAUAAGGGAGAAUCGUAGAUGUUGAGUACCAACAUCAAUCCAUCGGGAAAUCCAAUACCUAGUUCAUCAGUUCUUAUUGCAGCAUCGAAGCACAUCGCCUUUAAAUGCCGAGCUGAGAACAUGGCCUUCAUCAAGUGUAAGAAGAAGGAUCUAAACCCAAAAAAAGUCUUGACAAGGACCGUGAAGUCACCUAUUGCAUCCUAUGUCUUCAACGGUUGUCCAAUAUGCACCUGGUGAAAGGUUUUAUCAUAUUUUUUAUCAACUUUGUACUGGUGCUUCAAAAUCUCUUAAAGGAGAUUCUUUCAAUUGGAAAAGGCUUUGCAAUAUCAAGUGGGAAGCCAAAGAGUUCAUUCAAUGGGGUUUGGCGUUGGGAACAUUUACUUUUGGCAGGAUAAGUGGCUGGUUAAUUUUUCUAUUGACAGCCUUUUAAACACUCAUUCCACGUCUAAUAUUAAAGUCAAAAAGUUCUUUAUUAAUGACACUUGGAAUUUGAACAUGCUUGCUAAUAUGAUUCCUGGUACCAUCAUUAGUUUAAUUACUAUGAUUUCUAUUUAUAGGGGGGGGGGGAGAGGACUGCAUUUUAUUUAAUCGUUCCAAUGAUGGCCGGUCUGUCACUAAAUUUGUGUGGAACUCGAUCAGACAAAUCCUGCCUAAAAACUUUAUUUAUGAUGUUAUUUGGCAUGCUAAUAUUCCUCCUCUUUACUCCUUUUUACUUUGGAGAAUUUUACACAACUAUUUACCUGUUGACUUUAUUUUGAUGAAAAAAGGUUUGAUUAUUGUUUCUAAGUGCCAAUGCUGCUACCAUAUCGAAAAUCUUAACCAUGUUUUCAUCAAUGGCCCUAUUGCUACUAAAGUGUGGAUUUACUUUGACAAUAUCUUCAAUGUGAUUACCUCUUUUCAUUAUGAUUCGAUUACUUCUUUGCUUAAAGAUUGGUUUCUUCCUAUCAAAGGUCAUAUUAGAAAUUUAAUCCCUAUUAUUAUCUGUUGGUAUUUAUGGGAAAUCCGGAAUAAUUCCAAACAUGAGAAUAUUGGGAUGAAUGCUUUGAAUGUUAUUGCUAAAGUGAAGAACAAGGUUCUUCAACUCUUUGUGGCGAAGUUAAUUACUGUUGACUCCUUUAAGAAUUGCAUUCCUGCUGCUAAUGAUUUAGGCUUGAAGUUUAUUGUUCAGCUUAUCAUCAAAACUGAGAAAUUGGUUUAUUGGAAGCGCCCUGUUUAUGGCUGUUUUAAACUAAAUAUGGAUGGCUCUUAUAAUAACAGCACGGCUGGCUGUGGUUGCAUUAUUCGUGAUUAUAAUGGUAUGGUUGUUGCGGCUUAUGCUGGCCCGUCUUCUGGUACUAAUGCUGUUCAAGCUGAAACUGAUAGCCUCUUGUAUGGGAUUCAAUUACGUUCUUCUCUUGGCAUUACUAACAUUUGGGUGGAAGUUGAUGCCUUGCUUUUACUUCAUUAUAUUAAUGGAAAUUCAAUUUCAAACCCAACUAUUUUUUACAAAGUUAGAGACAUUAAGCAUUGUUUCUCUCCUAUAAACUACUCUCUAUCUCAUAUUUUACGAGAGGGGAAUGCGGUGGCUGAUGGCUUAGCUAAGAUGGAGUGUUCCAUGACUGAUUUUCUGCAUUUUAAUGAUAAUUCUCUACCCAGGGAUAUCAAGGGGCUUAUCAAGUUGGAUCAGAUGGGAUUUCCGUAUAUCCGAUUUAAUUAAUUUGUCUUUAUCUUAUAUCUGCGGGAUUAUUCGCCUGUUCAUGCUUGCUAUUUUUGGUUCUUUGCGGGUGGCUGAUUCGGUUCGUCUCUCCUUGUUACAUAAUUCUUUUUCUGUUGAGUACUUAGUGUCUGAUCUCAAUGAUUUUUGUCUGGUUGUUGUGACCCGUGAGUGCUUCAAUUUUCUGUUGGUCAACAAUGUGGGGAUUGUUGGUAAUAGGCAUAACAGCAAUUUUCAAUCUUUCUCAAAUUGGAUUGUUUUAUCUGAUGUUGAAGUCUCGGUGUUCGUUUGCUAUGGUAGUUAGGGCAGUUUUAACUCUAUUUCGGAUCUGAAUUUGAAUAUUCCCUUUCUGCUUUAUAAUUGGGCUUUUUAUUUGGGGCAUCUUUGUUGUCCGGUGGAUGCCUGGAAGGAAAUUGAGUAUUAUAUUUGUGGGUAUAACUUUUAUGGCUGAAAUGUUACACCCGUGAGGCUUUGGAUUCUUGGCUGCAGGUAUUCCAAUGGGGCUAAUUUUUACAAACCAUGGAGCCUGACUAAUCUCUUAUAUCUUCAUUUUGGUAUACUUUAUUAUUGGUUGCUUUAUUUUUGCUUUAGUAUCCUUGCAGGCCUUUUUUUUAGGUUUUUGGAGCUCCACACUCGUUUUGUGAAGGAUACGAAUGCUGUUGGAAGGGCUAUGCUGAAAGUGAUUAUCUUACCCUUUUUUUUUUUGUUUCUUAGAAUGUUGCUAGAUUAUUAUGUAAUUUUGAUUAGUAGGGACCUCCAGCUCUUAGGCUUCUUUUUUAUUUUGAUUGUAGCUCUUCGGA